GAAUGGCUGAGAUGCUGUGGUGGAGGGGAACCCCGGCCCCGCACGGUCUGGCUGGGGCACCCCGAGAAGCGAGACCAGAGAUACCCCCGGAAUGUCAUCAACAACCAGAAGUACAACUUCUUCACCUUCCUUCCUGGAGUGCUGUUCAACCAGUUCAAGUACUUUUUCAACCUCUAUUUCUUACUCCUCGCCUGCUCCCAGUUUGUACCUGAAAUGAGACUCGGCGCCCUCUACACCUACUGGGUCCCACUGGGCUUUGUGCUGGCCGUCACGAUCAUCCGCGAGGCGGUGGAGGAGAUCCGAUGCUACGUGAGGGACAAGGAAGUCAACUCCCAAGUCUACAGCCGGCUCACAUCCCGAGGUACCGUUGUGGGUGUCGUUCUUUAUACUGGCAGAGAACUCCGGAGUGUCAUGAAUACCUCCAAUCCCCGCAGUAAGAUCGGCCUGUUUGACCUGGAGGUGAACUGCCUCACGAAGAUCCUGUUUGGCGCCCUGGUGGUGGUGUCGCUGGUCAUGGUCGCCCUGCAGCACUUUGCCGGCCGUUGGUACCUGCAGAUCAUCCGGUUCCUCCUGCUGUUUUCCAACAUCAUUCCCAUCAGUCUGCGAGUGAACUUGGAUAUGGGCAAGAUCGUGUACAGCUGGGUGAUUCGGCGGGAUUCCAAGAUCCCUGGGACGGUGGUGCGUUCCAGCACCAUCCCUGAGCAGCUGGGCCGCAUCUCUUACCUUCUCACAGACAAGACAGGAACUCUUACCCAGAAUGAGAUGGUUUUCAAGCGGUUGCACCUCGGGACAGUGGCUUAUGGACUCGACUCGAUGGAUGAAGUCCAGAGUCACAUCUUCAGUAUUUACACGCAGCAAGUCCAGGACCCACCUGCCCAGAAGGGCCCAGCACUCACCACCAAGGUCCGGCGCACCAUGAGCAGCCGCGUGCAUGAAGCUGUGAAGGCCAUCGCCCUCUGCCACAAUGUCACCCCCGUGUACGAGUCAAACGGUGUCACCGACCAGGCGGAGGCCGAGAAGCAGUAUGAAGACUCCUGCCGGGCGUACCAGGCGUCCAGCCCGGACGAGGUGGCCCUGGUACAGUGGACAGAGAGCGUGGGCUUGACGCUGGUGGGCCGCGACCAGUCUUCCAUGCAGCUGAGGACCCCUGGCGACCAGAUCCUGAACUUCACCAUCUUGCAGAUCUUCCCGUUCACCUACGAGAGCAAACGCAUGGGCAUCAUUGUCCGGGAUGAAUCAACGGGAGAAAUCACGUUCUACAUGAAGGGGGCGGAUGUGGUCAUGGCUGGGAUCGUGCAGUACAAUGACUGGCUGGAGGAAGAGUGUGGCAACAUGGCGCGAGAAGGGCUACGGGUGCUCGUGGUGGCCAAGAAGUCUCUGGCUGAGGAGCAGUAUCAGGACUUUGAGGCCCGCUACGUCCAGGCCAAGCUGAGCGUGCACGACCGCUCCCUCAAGGUGGCCACCGUGAUUGAGAGCCUGGAGAUGGAGAUGGAGCUGCUAUGCUUGACAGGCGUGGAGGACCAGCUGCAGGCGGACGUGAGGCCCACGCUUGAGACCCUGCGGAACGCCGGCAUCAAGGUUUGGAUGCUGACAGGGGACAAGCUGGAGACAGCCACGUGCACCGCGAAGAAUGCUCAUCUGGUGACAAGGAACCAGGACAUUCACAUCUUCCGGCUGGUGACCAACCGCGGGGAGGCUCACCUGGAGCUCAAUGCCUUCCGGAGGAAACAUGACUGUGCCCUGGUCAUCUCGGGGGACUCCCUGGAGGUUUGCCUCAAGUACUAUGAGUACGAGUUCAUGGAGCUGGCCUGCCAGUGUCCUGCUGUGGUCUGCUGCCGCUGCGCGCCCACCCAGAAGGCCCAGAUCGUGCGUCUGCUCCAGGAGCGCACUGGAAAGCUCACCUGUGCAGUGGGUGAUGGAGGCAAUGACGUCAGCAUGAUCCAGGAGUCUGACUGCGGCGUGGGGGUCGAAGGAAAGGAAGGGAAGCAGGCCUCGUUGGCCGCUGAUUUCUCCAUCACUCAGUUCAAGCACCUUGGCCGUUUACUGAUGGUUCACGGGCGUAACAGUUACAAGCGCUCGGCUGCCCUCAGCCAGUUUGUCAUCCACCGGAGCCUCUGCAUCAGCACCAUGCAGGCUGUCUUCUCGUCCGUAUUUUACUUCGCUUCUGUCCCCCUGUAUCAAGGAUUCCUCAUCAUUGGGUACUCCACCAUUUACACCAUGUUUCCUGUGUUCUCGCUGGUCCUGGACAAAGAUGUCAAGUCCGAAGUCGCCAUGCUGUAUCCUGAGCUCUACAAAGACCUCCUCAAGGGGCGGCCGUUGUCCUAUAAGACGUUCUUGAUAUGGGUGUUGAUCAGCAUCUACCAAGGGAGCACCAUCAUGUACGGGGCGCUGCUGCUGUUCGAGUCGGAGUUUGUGCACAUCGUGGCCAUCUCCUUCACGUCGCUGAUCCUCACCGAGCUGCUGAUGGUGGCACUGACCAUCCAAACAUGGCACUGGCUCAUGACGGUGGCCGAGCUGCUCAGCCUGGCCUGCUACAUCGCCUCGCUGGUCUUCUUACACGAGUUCAUAGAUGUCUACUUCAUCGCCACCUUGUCCUUCUUGUGGAAAGUCUCCGUCAUCACCCUGGUCAGCUGCCUUCCGCUCUACGUCCUCAAGUACCUGCGCAGACGGUUCUCUCCGCCCAGCUAUUCCAAGCUCACGUCCUAG
Molecule: messenger RNA, 2706 nt
Organism: Elephantulus edwardii (Cape elephant shrew)
Lineage: Eukaryota; Metazoa; Chordata; Mammalia; Macroscelidea; Macroscelididae
Gene: ATP9A
Product: ATPase, class II, type 9A
Exons: 22
Coding region: 214-2706 (830 amino acids)
Biological process (GO): phospholipid translocation; retrograde vesicle-mediated transport, Golgi to endoplasmic reticulum; endocytosis
Cellular component (GO): trans-Golgi network; endosome; plasma membrane
Molecular function (GO): ATP binding; ATPase-coupled intramembrane lipid carrier activity; ATP hydrolysis activity
Source: RefSeq, a predicted model, not a curated record